AUGACAUCAUGGCCAUGGCUGUUGCAUUGUGGCUGGGCCCAUCCAUCUCUUGUGAUGGACGGACAAAACCCUAGUCCCCCUUUAAUCAGGCGUCUCGUCUCACUCCAAGGUCCUGAAUGCCCUUGCACGGAAACCGGUAUCAAGUUCCAGCUUCUUUUCUUCAGCUUCGGCAUUACAUUCAUUCAUUGUACGGCACUUCCAGGCAACUUGGUGUGCGGUACCGGUAUUGGAUCAAUGCAUCUCUCGUACACUGCCCACUUGAAGGGCCUGCAAGAUAUCACGAGCCAGCUUUCAUUUGUGGGGUUGACAUCUGAGAAAGAUGACAUCUGA
This is a messenger RNA of Fusarium proliferatum ET1, 330 nucleotides long. RefSeq lists its product as uncharacterized. Lineage: Eukaryota; Fungi; Ascomycota; Sordariomycetes; Hypocreales; Nectriaceae. The coding region runs from base 1 to 330 and encodes 109 amino acids. The record is from RefSeq and is a predicted model, not a curated record. The transcript is spliced from 2 exons.